UUAUUGAUGUCCAUUUGUUUAACCAGUAAUUGCUAUAUAUACAACAAAACAUGGUCAACAACAAAAAGACAAUAAAAGACCUGCAGCAAGGUUUGCAAAAAUUUAAAGAAGAUGCAGUAAAAAAAGGAUGGGAAGAAGAUGAGGUGCAGGAAAAAAUCAGUGAAGUUUUUGAGAAUUUUCCUUGGUACAAAUUCAAUCCACCUAAAAGAUCCUUAAUGUCAAAAUUGGGAACAAUUUUCUUAUAUUCAUUUAUAAUCUACCUGGCGUAUAGUGCUGUACUGGAAAGAAAUCGCAGGUUAAAGAAACGAGUUGAUGAUUUUUUUUUUGAUAACCAAUACUCUUACCAACAGCAGAGAUUUCUACGAUUUCUUACAUUGCCACUCUUUAAACUGUAUGAUGUGUCUUUGUUUCAUAAUGAAGAAUGUUUGGUCAAAAAUCCCUUUGCAGCAAAAGUGGAGAUGAGCUGUGAUUUUUGUGAAGGCCUCGAUUCCAUUCCCACAUUACAUGUUGACAGUGUCGAUGUUAAAAGUAUGAUUCAGGGUGGUGAGCCAUUCAUAGUCCGAGAUGUUCCUGGUUAUUACGAUACAUCAAUAGGAUUUGCAGACUUUCAAAAUAUGUUUAAGAAAAAUGCGCAAGAGUUGGACGAUGCAAUUUGUAAAGUUCGGUUAACAAAGGCAUUUUACAAAGUUAGUGAUUACUUUCAAAUGACAAAAGAAGAAGUUUUGCAGAAAAAAAUAUCGAUUGGAUGGCGAAACUGUGGCACAUAUGGUACUCGUUUUUACAGAAAACUUGUUUCACGGCCCCCUUUCAUCUCCAAAGACUCUGAAGUAUUCUUAGAAAAAGAAGUCUAUAUCGUGCAAAAAAAUCAGAAUGUUUCUGUGCCAAUGAUGGAAGGUGAGGUAUAUUACAUCGCUCAACUACAAGGUGAAAGCAAAUUUGUGAUGAGUAUACCUUCCGAUUGUCAUUAUAACUGCACAAGUAAGCCAUUAGAAGCCACAAUAAAAAAAGGUGAACUAGCUGUGUUUACAAACGGAGCAUGGGUAACGUCAUUUAAAAGUACGUCUGAAGGGUUGUCGAUUGUUUACAUUUCUUCAUUCACAUAAAGAUAUAUGGUGUUCAAAUUUAUGAUGCUUAGUCUGAAUUUUACUUUGUUUCAUUAUAAUAGGGUGUGUAUUUGAUGGGGUGGUAUGUGUUUUAUUAGAUUAUUUUGAGCAUAAUACCCUAUAGCUUUAUAUAGUAGCAUUAAAACUGGAUUUUUCAAUGGUAAUAUGGAUACGUUUAGAAGGUUUAACCUUUUGUAUCAAAAUUUAAAUCUAACCGGAUUUUACAGUUAUUCAAAAUUUAAUUUUGGAACCUAAAGAAGCAGUUUAUAUUCUGGGGUGUUUAUUCAAGUGAAAAAUGAUAAUUGUUAAAAAAUAUUAUUUUGUCUGAAUUUAUAAACCAGGUUUGAUUUUCUUUGUCAGCAGGAACAUUUUUGUAUAAAAUCGUCAAUAAUCUACCUAGUUAAGUCGAGUGGCAUAUACAGUAUAUAAUACUACUAUAGUCCUAAUUCAGCAUAUUCAGUCAAAGUUUUGCUUCUUUUUAUAUGUAAAUCUAUUUUAUUGUCAAAUAUAAUUUUAUAAAAAAAUGAAUUACCAAAUCUUGACACUUUGUUGGUAUUUUUAGUUUACUUUAUUAUUAUAUGUGUAGUCCCAUUAGAAAUUUUGUUGUUGUUUUUUUAUUUAUUUUAUGUAAUUUUCGAUUAAUAUUUUGAUAGCGUUUUUUAAAUCUGAAAAAAUAAAGUUGAUUUGUGAAACAA
Messenger RNA from Hydractinia symbiolongicarpus, 1798 nucleotides. RefSeq lists its product as uncharacterized. The coding region runs from base 51 to 1103 and encodes 350 amino acids. NCBI's taxonomy places the organism in Eukaryota, Metazoa, Cnidaria, Hydrozoa, Anthoathecata, Hydractiniidae. The transcript is spliced from 6 exons. The record is from RefSeq and is a predicted model, not a curated record.